AUGGCUGCUGCUCUUCUCUUGGGAACAAUAUUUUGUUACUACUACUACCACUACUACCAAAGAACCAUAACCAUUAUUACAAAAAUGAUAUACAAGUUGAAGAUAUAUUUAUCCUCGGCUGAAGAAGAUGUUGAUGAAGAUUCUUAUGACUUGAUAGUAUUUGGUUAUCUCACAAUUAAAGUAGCAACAAAUAACUUCUCAAAAGAAAAUAAGCUUGGAGAAGGUGGAUUUGGUACAGUGUACAAGGGAAAAUUACGCAAAGGACAUGAAAUAGCUGUCAAAAGACUCUCAAAAACCUCAAAUCAAGGACUUGAAGAGUUCAAAAAUGAGAUUACGCUCACCGCAAGACUACAACAUGUAAAUUUAGUUAGACUUUUUGGUUACUGCACAAAAAGGAAUGAGAAGCUUCUUGUCUAUGAAUACCUCCCAAAUAAAAGCUUAGAUCAUUUUCUCUUUGAUCCAAGGAAAUCAAGUUUUCUAGAUUGGAAGAAACGCGUGAAUAUCAUUGAAGGGAUUACUCAAGGCCUUCUGUAUCUCCAAGAGUACUCAAAUUUUACUAUAAUCCAUCGAGAUCUUAAAGCUAGUAAUGUUUUGUUAGACCAUCAGAUGAAUCCUAAGAUAUCUGAUUUUGGACUAGCUAGAAUUUUUGAAAAGAAUGAACUUGAAGCAAAUACAAGUAGGAUUGUGGGAACAUAUGGGUGUGUACCUCCCGAGUAUGUCAGAAAAGGCAUAUACUCACCCAAGUAUGAAGUUUAUAGUUUUGGAGUCCUUCUUUUGCAAAUCAUAAGUGGGAAGAGAUCUUCACAUUAUUACAGCCCAGAUGAAAAUAUGAAUCUUUUAGAAUAUGCAUAUGAGCUAUGGAUGGAUGGAAGGGGUGUGGAUUUUUUGGACCCUUCAUUGGAUGAUUCAACAUCUCAUUGUAAAAUCAUGAGAUGCAUGCAGGUGGGUCUUUUGUGUGUUCAAGAGAACUCAGCAGAUAGACCUUCCAUGCUAGAAGUUGAUACACUGCUCAAGAAUGAAGGUACACCUGUUGGUACUCCCAACAUGCCCGCUUUUUCGAUGAAAAAACACGAAGAUGACAAGGGAGAUUCAUCUACGUCAAGGUUGAAAUUUUCUUCAAUCAAUGAUGUUACAAUUUCUCAGAUGGUACCAAGAUAA
Vicia villosa (hairy vetch) is the source of this 1158-nucleotide messenger RNA. Its product is annotated as cysteine-rich receptor-like protein kinase 10. NCBI's taxonomy places the organism in Eukaryota, Viridiplantae, Streptophyta, Magnoliopsida, Fabales, Fabaceae. Gene Ontology annotation, biological process: protein phosphorylation. The record is from RefSeq and is a predicted model, not a curated record. Bases 1 to 1158 code for a protein of 385 amino acids. Gene Ontology annotation, molecular function: ATP binding; protein kinase activity. The transcript has 6 exons.